Molecule: messenger RNA, 1509 nt
Organism: Trypanosoma theileri
Lineage: Eukaryota; Euglenozoa; Kinetoplastea; Trypanosomatida; Trypanosomatidae
Exons: 1
Source: RefSeq, a predicted model, not a curated record
GUGGCGAAUGCAAGUGGUGCCGGGGAAGUGCCUUCAUCGAGUGCAGAAGAUGUGUUUAGUUCAGCCGAACGAGACUUAACGGUGGCGGUAGCCAAGGCGUAUGAACUGCUUCUGGAGAGAAAAAGUUGUUUGUCUGUAUUGGAGGAAGAAAUAAAAUUGUGCGAUGACAAUUCUUUGCGUGCUAAAGAAACAGCCACAAAUAUGGUCAGUCGUGUUGAAGAGAUUAAGAAGGAAACGAAAGGAGGUGAACUUGAUGUCGAUGGUGCUGUGAUUGAGGGUCUUAAAAAACAAGUCCAGGAUGCUAAGAAAACAAUAGAAAAAUACGAACAUGCUGUCGCUGAUACUACGUUUUUUGUCAGUAAUAAAAGGCACGCGAAAAAGCCUUGUUGGGUUUCCCGUGGUAACGAUAAUGACGUGGUAAGGCAAGUUAAACGGAAACAUUUCUAUUAUUUAACUCUACGAGAGGAGGAGGAAUAUACGACACCAGAAAGAAAAGCACUCACUGCAAACAGUACUAAAACAUCUGAAGAGUUGUCUACUCUCAACAAUAAACUCUUGGAUACUUUACGGCGGGGUCGUGUUGCCAAGAAGAAUGCUGAAACACAAAUGAAGAAAUCGGGCGAGGCAUUGAAAAAAUCACUUAAAGAACUCGGGGAAAUUGAACGAAAACUCAAAGCUAAAAAAGAGAAGGAAAACCUCGAAAGGGUUGGAGAUGAAGUCGAAACGAUUGCAGCAGUACGCAAGGAAAAACCUGAUGGGGUCACAGCAGAAAGCGAACCGAACAUCACAAAUGCACAAAAGGAACCAAAAAUUACAGAAAUUAAGGAUAAUCAGAAGGGGGCUGAAGAAGAAGUGACUCCUCCAAUUGAGAAGGAGGAGAAAAGGGCUGAAGAAGGGGCAGGAAUGAAGAGUGAAGAAGAGGAGAAAAGGGCUGAAGAACGGACAGGAAUGAAGGGUGAAGAAGAGGAGAAGAGGGAAAGUGUUAAAGCAGAGAAGGGAGACGAAGAAAAAAGAAAAGAACUGGAGAUACUGGCUGCACAAGAACGAGCGAAAAGAGCUAAAAAUGAACAGUAUAGAUUGGCUGCAGAAGAAUGGGAGAAACGAGUUAAAGAGGACCUGGAGAGACUGGCUGCACAAGAACGAGCGAAAAGAGCUAAACAUGAACAGUAUAGAUUGGCUGCAGAAGAAUGGGAGAAAAGAGUUAAAGAGGACCUGGAGAGACUGGUUACAAAGGAACGGGCGAAAAGGGCAAAAGAGAAAGAAGAGACUACCACAGCAGGAAGCGUGGCGGAAAGCAAUAAAGACAACGAUAAUAUGAUCGGAAAACAAACAACUGAAACUCCUAAAAAACCGAAUGAAAGAUUAACGCCAGUAUCAGAUGCUCCACGCAGUCGUUCUCUCUCACCGAAUCACCCCAAAAAGAAAGAUGGCACUGACAGUCCUGCAUUGGUGCACAGUCCCUUACUGCUGCUGCUGCUGUGUGUGCUGGGCUGCACUCUCGUGUGCUGA